Molecule: messenger RNA, 1958 nt
Organism: Lathyrus oleraceus (garden pea)
Lineage: Eukaryota; Viridiplantae; Streptophyta; Magnoliopsida; Fabales; Fabaceae
Exons: 2
Coding region: 32-1813 (593 amino acids)
Source: RefSeq, a predicted model, not a curated record
CUUCUGUGACGAGGCCAUCAUUGCUUACGCUAUGGUCGAGACCAUAAGCCGGGAGGAUCCACCAAACUGGUAUUGCUGCGCCCCCAAGGAAGAAGACCGCAUUUGCCAUCAUUUCCCGGGGAAGCAGUUCACCAUGUAUGAAUUUGCUUUCCGUGAGGCGGGGAUUAGACUGCCCUUCAACUCCUUCCAGAUGUCGGUCUUCAAGUGGCUCCGGCUGGCGCCGUCCCAACUACAUCCUAAUGCUCUCGCAUUUAUGCGGGCAUUCGAGUUAGUUUGCCAGUUCCUCGGCAUUGGUUGCACCCGGGCUCUCUUCUUCCACGUUUUCCAUCUCCAGAGGUCCGGUUCCCGUGGUCGCCACAGUUGGGUUUCUUUCAAGCAGCCCGUGCGUCUGUUCAAGACGUACGAGGAUUCUGUUCGCCAUUUCAAAAACCGGUGGUACGUGGUGAUGCCGAUUACCCGGGCUGCCCUUCACUCUCUAUACUACUAUCAGCGGAAACCCAAUGGGGAGGAGACGCUGAUGUCGAAGAUACCGCUGAGGUGGCAGCGUGAUCAUUUCGAUCUCUCCACGGCGCAUUACCGAGUCAAGUAUGCGAUGCUCGGCGAGGAGGAUAGGCUCGCGUACAAGAAGCUGGUCGAUUACGUGCAGAGCUUCAGCUUGGGGUUCUGGGCGAAUCGACAGGGCGUGCCCUACCUGGAUGAGGCCGGGGAACUAAUCAUCGAGGCGCGUUAUAUCAAUACGAAGGCUCUGCUCGAGUGUGAUACCGAGGAGGAAGCUCUGGCGUUAUUGAGUGCCAUGCCCAAUGCUCGUGAUCGGGUGCUGAAGCUAGCGAAUCAGGUCGGCGCUCCUGACCGGGUGCCCAAGAAGAAGAAGAAAACUGUGGCCCGUCCCUUGGAGACUGCUGGCGAUGCCGGGGCUAGUCCCUCGCAGGCGGCGAGCGUGAUUCCUUCCUCUCCUCCUCGAUCUAACCCGAUCAACAUUCCUGAUAGCAGUCCGUCGCCAGCGGCUUCUCCCCUCCAUAAACGGAAGCGUCCGGCUGGGGCCCUUACCAGGUCGUCUCCAGGAAGUUCGAAUGGACCGGGCAGCUAUCUUCUACCUCCCUGCUAUGUGGAACGGUCGUUCUUCAAGGCCGAGGAGUCGAUUGCUGUGCCUGCGCCUGAGGCCAAGGCUAUUCUGGACCAGGAUGUUGCUGCCCGGAGGAAAGAUCUGGCCAGGGAUAUUGCUGCCGUCAUCCGGGUGAUGGAGACGGCCAUGGUUUUGACCGACACUUCGGUCUCCACCGCCUCGCUGGAGGAUGCCCUUUUGCAGGUUCGGACGGAGAAGGAAAGACUAUCUAAAGAUCUGUCGGACUACAAAGAAGAGCAUCAGCUGCAGGAAGGGCUGAGCCAGAAGCUGGAGGAGGUGGAAAAGGAGAUGGACCAGUUGAAGGCUGCUAAGGCGAGCUUGGAAGAGCAGGUGGUCGACCAUCAGAAGCUGACCGAGGACAACGCUGGCCUACGGGCUCAGGUUGAGUCUCUCGAGGGAAAGGUCCGUCCUCUGGCAGAUGAGACCGAGGAGGAACGCGCCCUUGGUUCGCGCGGUGAGCUGCUAGGGCAUAUUCGGACUCUCAACCAAGAUCUCGUGGCCUGCUUCAAAGAGGGUUUCGACAAUGCUGUCGAGCAGCUCGGGCUUCUGAACCCUGAGUUGGUGACAGUAGGGUCGGCCUAUAACUGCUGCGUCCGGGAUGGUGAGAUUAUCUGCCCGUUUGAAGCGGAGGAGGAGCUGGGGGGAGAAGAAGAAGAAGAGGAUGAAGAGGUGCUCCGAGCGGAGUCUUAGUUUAUUUGUUUUUCUUUGAUUUUAGUUAUCAUGGCCUGCGUGCCUUAUGUAUUUGGCCUUCGGGCGUUGUAAUAUGGCCUUCGGGCGUACUUGGCUUCGGCCGCUCUUAUCGUUUUUAAUGUAUGAAUAUUUACGUUAUCAUUCA